GAGGAACUACAUCUCUGUGUUUCCAUCAUCUACUUCCGAGGAGCUCUAGUUUCUAGGGGGACGGAUUUCAGAGUAACACACCACAUGACUGCAAGGAUGGUUCUGUGUGCAGUGAGGCGACAGCUCCUGAGGAGCAGCAGCUGUGGAUCCUGGGUCAGGCUGCUGCAGAGACGGAGCAGUGGUUGUGUUUACUCCAGCGUCGAUGGCUUCAACCAGGAGGAGAUCAGAGAGAAGCUACAGGCCUUUCCUGGAGGCUCCAUCGACCUCCUCAAACAGGAGUCAGGCAUCGCCGUGAUGACCGUCAACUACCCCUCCCGCAUGAACGCCUUCUCCGGCGGUAUGAUGGUGGAUCUGGAGGAGAGGGUGAGCCAGCUGGAGAGCUGGACAGACGGUAAAGGCCUCAUCGUUCACGGUGCUGCUGGAACAUUCUGCUCUGGAUCGGAUCUCAACGCCGUCAGGGCGAUCUCUAACCCACAGGACGGGAUGAAGAUGUGUAUGUUCAUGCAGAAUGCUCUUACCAGACUACUCAGGCUGCCUCUGAUCUCUGUUGCUCUGGUGGAGGGGAGAGCGCUGGGAGGAGGUGCUGAACUCACCACCGCCUGCGACUUCAGGUUAAUGGCAUCUGGCAGUGUGAUCCAGUUUGUCCAUAAACACAUGGGCCUGGUCCCAGGCUGGGGCGGCGCCGCUCGACUCGUCCGCAUCGUCGGAAGCCAGAAUGCACUGAAGCUGCUCGGAGGUGCUCUAAAGGUGGACCCCGAACUCGGCCAGCAGAUUGGACUGGCAGAUGGAGUCCUGGAGGUCCCCCAGGCGGAGGAGGGUGGAGGGAUUGUCCUGCAGCGGGCUGAAGACUGGCUCCGUGGCUACACGACAGGACCGGCCCCGGUGAUCCAGGCUGUGAAGAAGGUAACGUUGUCAGGGAGAGAGCUCCCUCUGUCCGAGGCUCUGAGGACUGAGAGGGAUGUGUUUGGGACGGUGUGGGGCGGUCCGGCUAACCUGCAGGCUCUGACUAGUAAACCCAAACACAGAUGAGCUUCUCAGAUCAGACAAGAGGAUCUGUCCAGGUCCAAAUAGUGGGAUUGAAAUUGAAUUAGUUAGUUCUUUGGUGUGCUGAAGACAUUUAAGUACUUCUCAUGUAAUAAGCUGAAUGUCUAACAUGUGGACUCUGUGAGACACAUGGCAAAGGGUUUCUUCAUUGUUAGUAAGGACUACAAACUUCUUCAUUUCAAUAAAUCAGCUGCGUCAUUUCCUCUAAUCCACUAAUAGUUAGAGAUCACUCAUUGUCACAUCCUUUAAUGGUUGCCGUAGCGACAUUAUACCUGCUAAUCACAAGAGGAGCUGAAAUACAAAUAUAUAAACAGCGCUGUGCUUUUUUUUGGGUCAUAUUUUGCAAACUUGACUCAAAACGAUGGACUAAAGGAAGUUUUCGGGGAUGAAAACCGAAUCAACAACAUGAAUAAAACUCCCCUGUUCCUUUGGGGUCAUAUUUCAGAAGCUGGACUGUUUACAACACAACAUUUAUUAGUUGAUCAACUGAUGUGAGAUAUGAUUUUAUUUCAUGAAUACUCUGCAGACUGAUCCUGUAUAUGAAGACUUCUUUUGUUUACAUGUUCAGUAACCUCUGCAGCAGUGAAUAUGCUGCAUGAUUCCAUGAGUAUUAUAGGGUUAUAAUUUCAAGAAUGGAUGAAAACAAGGACCUAAAGGACUCUGUUCUCUGUCUUCGAAGUCCCUCCUGUCCCCAUUAGUCAAGCAAAUGAACUCCAGCUCCCCUGUAGAUGUGAUUAUGGUAAUGAUUAGAUCAUGGCCGGGCUGAGUCUAACUGAAGCCGACAGAUAGAUACUGACUGAUGAGGUAUAACAAGCAUGAGGCAUCAGCAUCUGUCUGCAUGAUUCAGAGUAAGCUGCUGCUUUUCUUUCCUCUUUAUCUCAGUUCUGUGGGUUAGUUCAGCAGAUCCUUCAGAGUCCUCUGUGCUCGUCAUCGUGACCUUGAUCAUCCCCACUCUCUCUGUUUCUAUUCUUACUGUAGCUGUAGGUGAGAGCAGUAUUUGGCUGAGUUUCAGUACUCUGCACAAUGGUUCUCGUCUAUGCAUGUGGAAAGAUGCUGAAGCACAGGGCCAAAUGAAACAGUUAAAAUAUGCAUACUGAUGUUUUUCUUUUUGUAAAGUCAUGCACUGAUUUGUUGCUCGUUUUUCAUUUCACAUUUAAAAUUAGCCCGAGUGAGGCAUUGCAGAAGGACAACAGUGCUGAAAUGUCAAGAACAGGACAGAUCCCUGGAGGAUACCAGGCCUUUAUCUCCUGUUCCCCUUACAGAGGUCAUGUUUCCUGGCCAGACAUCGAGCUGGAGAGCUGAUAGCUGCCGUGGUCAGAAUACCAAACACCUACAAGGUGAGCGAGGGAAAGUUAGGAGUUGGCUUCGUUAUGAUAUACAGCACAUUAACAUGUAUUUAUAUGGUCUCCAAUGACAUAAAACAAUGAGGCAGUGUUGCAUACUGUACUGUGGGCAUUAUGGAUUAAUAAACCGUGGCUACGUUC
Messenger RNA from Sebastes umbrosus (honeycomb rockfish), 2528 nucleotides. RefSeq names its product enoyl CoA hydratase domain containing 1 (gene echdc1). Gene Ontology annotation, molecular function: enoyl-CoA hydratase activity. Gene Ontology annotation, cellular component: cytosol. The transcript has 7 exons. Bases 85 to 1029 code for a protein of 314 amino acids. The record is from RefSeq and is a predicted model, not a curated record. Gene Ontology annotation, biological process: fatty acid beta-oxidation. Lineage: Eukaryota; Metazoa; Chordata; Actinopteri; Perciformes; Sebastidae.